AUGGGCAACCCCAUGAUGGGCAACCCCACUACGAGCAACUCCCCAAUGGGCAACCCCAUGAUGGACAACCCUGUGAUGGGCAACCCCACAACAGGCAACCCCGCUACGGGCAAUCCAGUGAUGAGUAACCCCACCAUGGGCAACCCCACGAUGCGCAACCCCCCGAUGGGCAACCCCAUGAUGGGCAACCCCGCAACGGGCAACUCCGCUAUGGGCAACCCCCCGAAGGGCAACCCCAUGAUGGGCAACCCCGCGACGGGCAAUGCCCCGAUGGGCAACCCCGCCAUGGGCAACCCCACGACAGGCCACCCCGUGAUGGGCAACUCCACCAUGGGCAACCCCGCCAUGGGCAACCCCGCGACGGGCAACCCCGUGAUGAGCAAGGUCAGCACGUACAGAAAGCCCCGCAAACCCCUCAAGGCCUUCGUGCAGGGAUCUCUCUGCAGCACGGCCACCACCUGUUACCGCCACGGCGCCUGCAGGGAUGGCCCUGAGAACUGCCACCCAAACCCAGCGCCUGGGAGACCACCUCGGGGAAGCACCCACACUGCAAGGAGGAGCGCUGAGCUCUGGGAGAGCCGGCCCUGCAUCUUCCUGUGGCCAUCCCCUCGGGACCUCAGGGUCCUGCAUCUUCCUGGGGCCGUCCUCCCCGACCUCGGGGUCCUGCAUCUUCCUGGGGCUGUCCUCCCCGACCUCAGCCUGGGGGAGCUAGGACAGGACACAAAGAGGAAAGAAAAGGACAAGGAGGGUAAAGGGUUCACAGGCAGAGCUGUUCCCGUGUGUGAGCCGGAGCCUCCACAGCCCAAGGCGGAGCGGCACCCGGGGAAGAAAGCAGAGCCCCUGAGGCUGGUGACGGUGCAGUGGGCAGGACUGAGAAGUGCGGCCUCACCCGGCUCUGCUCUGAUGGCGCCCACCCCCCAGCACCCCCAGCCCCCGAGCCCCCGGGGCCUGCCGCCUGACCCGCACCAGCCCCAUGCCUACCCUACUACACGGCCGGGUACCUUGUAG
Molecule: messenger RNA, 1008 nt
Organism: Nyctereutes procyonoides (raccoon dog)
Lineage: Eukaryota; Metazoa; Chordata; Mammalia; Carnivora; Canidae
Product: basic salivary proline-rich protein 1-like
Exons: 4
Coding region: 1-1008 (335 amino acids)
Source: RefSeq, a predicted model, not a curated record